This is a messenger RNA of Morus notabilis, 4276 nucleotides long. Its product is annotated as protein OBERON 4. Bases 342 to 4007 code for a protein of 1221 amino acids. The transcript is spliced from 2 exons. Gene Ontology annotation, cellular component: nucleus. The record is from RefSeq and is a predicted model, not a curated record. NCBI's taxonomy places the organism in Eukaryota, Viridiplantae, Streptophyta, Magnoliopsida, Rosales, Moraceae.
UUGCGUAUCCAACUCUCUUUCUCUCUCUUCUCCUCUCUUUCUCUCUCUCUCUCCUCUCAGUGGUUUAACUGCGUUGACUCAGGCACCGAUUACCCAUAAACCAAAACCACCUCCUUACUUUCCUCUUCUUCUUCUUUCUUCACCGACAUUUCCAAUUAUGCCCUCCGCGGCUCUCUAUAUUUACCCCCCGCACCCUCCUCGCCGGCUCCAUUUCCCCGCCUCCCACCUACCCCUGCCGUCAUUUCCCCUCUCUGGUACCUCUCUUUUCUCUCUCUAGGAAUACAAAAACACCAGUUUUUUCUUUUUCUUUUUCUUUUUUUGGUUGAAUUUUUGGUUGAGAGAUGAAGAGGCUGAGAUCGACCGACGAUCUGGAUUCGUACGGGAAGGAUCCGAAUCCGAACCAGAACCCGACUUCGAAUCCGAACCGCUCGUCGUUGUCUUCUUCCUCUUCGCAUAGAAGCUUUUACUACAAGUCCGAUACUGUACGGAAGGGUUUGAUGUCUUCGUCGUCGUCGGCGACUGCGGCAAGCGGUGGUGGUGGUGGAAGGUACGAUUGGGAUCGAUCGGCGGCGGAGGAUGACAGGGAGGGAGCGAGGAUGGUGCGGAAGCGAUCAGAGCAUGAUUUCGAGGGUUUCGAUCGGAGGAAAGGCUUCGAUCGGUACAGGGAUGGCGGCGGCGGUGGUGGGGGAGAUAGUAGAGGGUACGAUCGGAGCUUGAUGCAUCGGUCGGAGAGCUUUUGCGGUCCGAGGAGGGAGUUUCCGAAGGGGUUUAGGUCGGAGCGGGACCGGUCGAGGAGGGAAGGGAGUGCGGUUUCGUCGUGGCGGAGAUUCGGCGGCGGGAACAAGGAGUUUGAUGAUGGAGUAGGGAGUAGGAGUAGGUUGGAGGAGAGAGGGAAGGGGAUUAGGGAUGUGAGGUCGCCAACGUGGUCGAAUUCGAGGGAUUCCGGGAGUGAGCAGUCUAGGGUUAGGUCUCCUCCGGCGAGGGGAUUGAGGGACGGGAAAUCGGUGUCGGUUUCGAAGUCGAAAUCGAAGUCUCCGACUUGGUCGAAGGACUCGGUGGGGAGCGAACAGUCGAAGUGUGUUGAGGGGAAGAAGACAACUGAGGAGGAGGGCGUCCAGGUGCAGAGUGGUAGCAGUAGUGAAAUGGAGGAAGGAGAGCUUGAGCCAGAACCGGAACCGAAAUCCGAUGCCGGAGGCAAACCUGAAUCGGUUCCUGAAGUUGAAGGUGAUAAGGAAGAAGUUCAGGUUCAUGGUGGGAUGGAGAUUGAUCAUAAGGAAAUUGAGAGUGAGGAUAUGAACACUAGUGUAAAGGAUAAAUAUGAGUUAUUGAAUAAAGAAGAUAUGGAGGAAAGGAAUGAGAAGGUUGUUUGUGAAGUUAAGGAUGUGGAUGAAGAAGUUAAUGGAUUUUCAAAUCAUGAGGGCAAUUCGGCUAGUGAAAAACUCGACGGCGGGUCCAUUAACGGAAUUGAGAUCUGUAAUGAAGGUGGUGAGAGAAAUCAAGAAUGCUUGAGGGGUGGUGGGGAGCGCAAGGAUGAGACGGCACAAGGCCACCCGGUUGAUGAGAAGUCGAUGCAAUCUGAUGGGGAACGCAAGGAGGACAAGGGUAUUGAUCUCGAAGUCAAGGUGGAGGGUUUCGAAGAGAGGAGGAUGGGUGAAGAACGGACGGAGAAUGGAGUGGCUAAACAAGAUAUGACAAAGGCAACAGAGAGUUUGACUCUGAGUUUGAAGGACAAAGGGAAAAGUGUAGUGGUUACUCUGACCCAUGUUGCGGAUUCCGCCGCAGAUAAUGGUGGCUGGAUUGAGAGAGAGCCUAGAGAUCUCAUGAAUUGCAGGGAGAGUGAUAUGGAAAUGGAAGGACCCAGCACUAGAGGGUUUGAGUUGUUUGGUAACUCUCCUGUUAAAAGGCAGGAGAAAGCCGAUCAGUCUGGCGCCAAUAGUAUGCAGAAGAACGAAAAGCUCGUGCUCGAACCGCUCGAUCUUUCUCUUAGCUUACCCAAUGUCUUGUUACCCAUUGGUGCAGCUCCCGGUUCUCCCGGUCAAGCAAGGAGUGUUCAGUCCUUGAGUAAUACGUUUCGCACCAAUUCGGAUGGGUUUACUGCAUCGGUGUCCUUCUCGGGCUCUCAGUCAUUUUAUCACAACCCCAGCUGCUCUCUGACCCAGAAUUCGAUGGACUUCGAACAAUCAGUUAAAAGUCGUCCCCUUUUCGGGGGGAUUGACUGGCAGGCGCUAGCUCAGAAUGAGCCAAAGAAUAAUAAAGAAGUUCCCUUGUAUCAAAGGAUCUUGCUGAAUGGAAAUGGGUCUCAAUCUUAUCAGCAAUCUCAACCGGCUUCGAAUGGUCAAUCUGGGCAAGGUCAGCAUCCCUGGAUGCCUGAGGGCAGUAGCUCUAAGAUAACCAAUGGUUUGGAAAGGCAGCUCAGCUUCCAUAAGCAGUUAUCAGCAGGACACUCAAGGCACCACCAUGAUGAUGUAAGGUCACCUUCCCAUAGUGUUGGGUCUCAUGAUAUCGGGUCAACUUAUAGUUUUGAGAGGAAGAGACUGAUGAGAGAGAAAAGUAGUGGUAGUUUAUAUAGGACUGGUAGCUCUAAAAUGGACCAAGAACAGUUUCCUUUUGGUGGGGUUGAAUUUGUUGAGGCAGUCAUUAGCAGGAUAGUCUCAGAACCGAUUCCAUUAAUGGCUAGGAAAUUUCAUGAGAUGAAUGGGCAAUCCUUGGCAUAUAUAAAGGAUAGUGUUCGCGAGAUCGUGCUGAAUGCAGAUAAGCGUCGGCAAAUAAGUGCAUUACAGAAAGCGCUGGUGAACAGGCCUGAAUUAACUUUGGAAAUGCUUCUGAAAUCCCAUAGGGUACAGUUAGAAAUAUUGGUUGCUCUCAAGACUGGUUUACCGGAUUUUCUUCAGCAAGAUACAAGUGUUUCUUCAUCUGAUUUGGCCGAGAUUUUUCUCAACUUAAGGUGCAGAAAUCUUGCUUGCCGGAGUCCUGUGCCUGUGGAUGAAUGUGAUUGCAAAGUUUGCUCUCAGAAGAAUGGCUUUUGCAGCUCUUGUAUGUGUCUUGUCUGCUCGAAAUUUGACAUGGCAUCGAACACAUGUAGUUGGGUUGGUUGCGAUGUAUGUCUGCAUUGGUGCCAUGCGGAUUGCGGGCUGCGGGAAUCUUAUAUCAGAAAUGGACGAAGCGCCACUGCACAAGGAGCAUCUGAGAUGCAAUUUCAUUGUGUCGCUUGUGAUCACCCUUCCGAGAUGUUUGGCUUCGUGAAGGAGGUUUUUCAAAAUUUUGCAAAGGAGUGGUCAGCUGAAACACUUUCCAAGGAACUUCAAUAUGUCAAAAGAAUUUUCGCCACGAGCAAGGACUUGAGAGGGAGACGACUUCAUGAGUUUGCUGGUCAAUUGUUGGCAAGAUUGACGAAUAAGUCUGACCUGCCUGACGUUUACAGUCAUAUCAUGGCCUUCCUGAAUGAUAGUGAUUCUUUCAAGUUGAGCGGUAUGCCUCUUACAUCUGUAAAGGAACAAAGUGAAGGAAGCAAUGGGAUUGCCGGGCCAAGCCAAGAGCCUGCGUGGCUAAAGUCUGCUUAUCAGGGAAAGGUCCCUCAGUUGGAAAUACCUGCCAGUUUACUUCCCAGCUAUAGCUAUGACAGGAAUGAUAAACGCAUCGUGGACUUGGAGUUGCAGACAAGUAGUGCUCUGAAGGAACCUCUUUUCGAUGAAUUGGAGAAUAUUGUGAAAAUCAAACUAGCAGAGGCUAAAAUGUUCCAGGCACGGGCGGAUGACGCAAGAAGAGAGGCAGAGGGGCUGCAGCGCAUAGCCAUGGCAAAGAACGAAAAGAUUGAGGAAGAGUAUGCCAGUAGAAUCGCGAAGUUGCGAUUGGCUGAUUCCGAGCAAUUGCGUAAACAGAGAAUCGAAGAACUGCAGGCUAUAGAACGGACACAUCUUGAGUACUUCAAUAUGAAGAUGAGAAUGGAAGCAGAAGUAAAAGAUCUUUUAGUGAAAAUGGAAGCUACAAAGCGGAACCUUGCUGCGUAAAUUGGCCGAUUAACAAAUUUUUCCGUCGAUUUGUCAUGUUUCGCAGGUAAUUACAUCCUUACGUUUCGAAAUAUUGUUUCUAAUGAAAUCUAAGGUUCUGAUCCACAGUAGUUAUUUUUAUCUUUAGGUGUUUUUUCGGUUUUUGGAGAUAUUUGUUUUUCUGUUAAUUAGCUUUGGAACCGCUAACCAAUUAUGUACAGAGUCUGAUCUCUUGUGCUGUAAAUUACCCUCCAACUUGUUGGAAACUAUCUUAAAGUGAGAUUAUUGAU